AUGACUACCAAAUACUCCACUUCGCCUUUGCUUAUGUGCAAAGUGCUGAUUGCUCAGAUUAUCUCAGAGCGCCGACCGUACUUCGACGAGCUCCGUGAGAAGUGGCAUAUUCCUCAAAUCAAGCCGGGGCGUCCCCCGAUUGUCUGCAGUUUGGUAUGGCUCCAAGGCACAGUCAGACAAGUGAUGAGCCAAAAACAGUUCUUUCUGGACGACGCUACUGGGUGUAUGCAAAUCGAAUGUCAUGGUAACGAACAGGACGAUAAAGCUGCAGCGAGCUGCCCCAAAGUUGGCGAAAUGGUUGCAGUGAUAGGAAACCUUAAACAGCCAGAUUGUGUAGCUGCUGCUGAAAGCAACUGGAAAGUCACUGCAAAAACUGUCAUCCGUCUGACGUCCGAACGACAGUUCGACAGCUCUGAUCUGAGUGUUACUUCCUCCGAUCGAAGCUGGGGAGAAGGAAUCGCAGAAUUAUCCUGGCCAUUAGAAGUUUGUGACAUGGCUGAUCAUUUCUAUCCGAACGCUAGUUUAUGA
Messenger RNA from Echinostoma caproni, 528 nucleotides. The record is from the annotation of a GenBank genome assembly. NCBI's taxonomy places the organism in Eukaryota, Metazoa, Platyhelminthes, Trematoda, Plagiorchiida, Echinostomatidae.